Eupeodes corollae is the source of this 1471-nucleotide messenger RNA. RefSeq names its product peroxisomal biogenesis factor 3 (gene Pex3). The record is from RefSeq and is a predicted model, not a curated record. NCBI's taxonomy places the organism in Eukaryota, Metazoa, Arthropoda, Insecta, Diptera, Syrphidae. The coding region runs from base 167 to 1246 and encodes 359 amino acids. The transcript has 2 exons. Gene Ontology annotation, molecular function: protein-macromolecule adaptor activity. Gene Ontology annotation, cellular component: peroxisomal membrane. Gene Ontology annotation, biological process: protein import into peroxisome membrane.
GUCAUCUACCGUGAACUACUGUCUGCUCAAAGUUCGUUUUGGUUUGGCCGACUGUUUUUCAAUGAAUUUUAAUUUUUCAAUUUUCAAUCAAUAAUAAUUAAAUAUUUAUUGAACUGAUUAAAACAAAGUGUGAUUGUUGUGGAUUUCUCAUAAGACACACAAUAAGAUGUUGUCAAGCGUUAGAGGUUUUCUGUCCCGUCAUCGUAGGAAGUUCAUUGUGACCGGAGUCGUGGUAGGCGGUUCAGUUUUGGUCUUUAAGUAUGCCAAAAAGAAGCUCCUUGAUUUUCAAGAGCGCCAAGCUCGUGAGUUCAUCGAACGCACUCAACGAAUUCAGUAUUUUGAAUCACAAGAGCGCAACUGCAACCAAGUUAUUCUAGGAAUAAGCACAGAUCUAUGCAAUGAGAUUUUAAAGUUGCUUAAUCACGAGGAACUGCUGGAGAGGCUGCGGAAGAAUCCAGAAAAUAAAAUCGAACUGUGGGAAGAACUCAAAAUCAUUGCAUUUACACGACUUGCAGUGCUCAUUUACGCCACAUCCAUGCUGAACAUCACACUGAGAGUACAAAUGAAUGUUAUCGGUGGUUAUGUGUACAAAGACACAAUGCAGGAGGAUAACAAACUCACCGACGACAUUCGAGAGGCCUAUUUGUCGUCUAUUAGGUAUUUUCUAGGCGAUGGUUUGGUGAAUUUAGUGCAGUUGAUCAAAACAAAAGUAAAGGCUAUUCUCAAGACACAAUCGCUCACCUCUCGCUUAAGUCUCUCCGAUCUGGAACAGCUCUUCUGGUCAAUUCAAAUGUCCAUCAACAGCGAUGCGAGUGAUCCGAACAGCAAACUAGCAACCUAUGUUAUGCCCUCGCAACUGGGCAACUCUGGAGAAAUUCUAGACAAGAUGUACAGCGAAACAUUGGACUUGUUGGAAAGCGAUGAUGUAUCAACGAUAUGUUCAAACAACAUAUGCCGUGGUUUCUCGAUUGCUGUAGAUGGCAUAGCCGAGUGUAUGGCUGAUUCCGUCAAAACCGCCUUGCAAGGUCAACCAGGAACAGUCACCGAUGAAACGCCCAAAUUCAAUGUGAACAAAAUCGAAUUAGCUCUCGCCAAAAUAAUCCCUAUUCUCAAUGGACUGACAGCGAAGGGCGUUGAUAGCAGCAAGAAACCCCAAAACUUUGUCACAUCAGUAGUGACAUUCUUUUUGGUGUCGGAAAAAUGCAAGAUGCUUGGAGCAAAUGUUUAUGAAGUAUUUAGCGUAUGAAAUCUUUGUUUAAAUCGAGACUAACGACAACCAGAACGGUACUGAACGCAUUCCAAUAUGUGUGUGUUUUUAUUUGUUUAAGUUUAUAAUUUAUAUUAUAUAUUUUUCUUUUGUAUUUUAGUUUUAAAGGGUCGCAUGUGUUACAAAAAUAAAGAAUCAGGUAUUAUGAAGAACAAUCACACAAAAAAGAAAGAGAGUGCGAUUUUUGUUUCCUUCAUUUUCAUA